Naumovozyma dairenensis CBS 421 is the source of this 933-nucleotide messenger RNA. RefSeq names its product putative thioredoxin peroxidase SCO2 (gene SCO2). Gene Ontology annotation, cellular component: mitochondrial inner membrane. Gene Ontology annotation, biological process: intracellular copper ion homeostasis; mitochondrial respiratory chain complex IV assembly. Bases 1 to 933 code for a protein of 310 amino acids. Gene Ontology annotation, molecular function: copper chaperone activity; copper ion binding. Lineage: Eukaryota; Fungi; Ascomycota; Saccharomycetes; Saccharomycetales; Saccharomycetaceae. The transcript has a single exon. The record is from RefSeq and is a predicted model, not a curated record.
AUGCAAAGACUACUUAGAACGUCAUUUACUAAGGACAAAACGACACCUUUGCUUAAUGUAAUUGUUCGAUGUAAUAAUCGAUCACUAAUGCGUAAUAGCACCGUUUUAUAUACUUCUUCGAAACUUUUCAGCAGUAGUAUAAGAAACUAUAACAAAAAAGUACUAGAGAGAAUAACAAUCAAUAAGGAUAGUACUAAACAACACCAAAAAGUCGAACCAAUAUCAAAAACAAAUGGCUUCAACUUGAAAUUCUCCACUUGGAAAGCAAGUGUAAUAUUCUUAGCCGUGGGAGCAAGUUUAUAUCUAUAUCUGAGGAGAGAGAAAAGAUUAUUGGAAAUUCAAAAAGAGGCAGAAGCUAACAGAGGUUAUGGAACCCCCUUUAUUGGCGGUCCCUUUAAAUUAACAGAUUUUAACGGUAAUCCAUUCACUGAUCAAGAUUUAUUAGGGAAAUUCACAAUAAUUUAUUUUGGAUUCUCUCAUUGUCCCGAUAUUUGUCCUGAAGAAUUAGACAAGCUUGGCGUUUGGUUAGAUGAUCUAAAGAAACGUCGUGGUAGUGAGCAUGUAAAGAUCCAACCAAUUUUCAUUACGUGUGACCCAAAUAGAGAUACUCCGGAGGUAUUAAAGGCUUAUCUGAAGGAUUUCCAUCCUGAUAUUGUUGGCGUUACGGGGACUUAUGACGAAAUUAAAGAUAUGUGUGCUAAAUAUAAGGCUUUCUUUGCAACUCCAAGGGAGACAAAGAAUCAAGAUUACAUUGUGGAACAUUCGAUCUUUUUUUAUCUAAUGGAUCCUGAAGGCCAAUUCAUUGAUGCAUUGGGUGGAACUUAUGAUGAAAAAUCUGGUGUUGAUAAGAUUGAACAACAUAUUAAAGCUUAUAUUCCAAAGGAAGAACGUGAAAAGUUAAAUAAUAAGUGGUAUUCCUUUUUAUUCAAGUAA